CCUUGCGUUCUUUUUCACUCGGACUCGUGCUUAGCAUAGACAGAGAGAGUGCAAUGCUACGUGCGAGCGAGAGAGAACGCAAGGGGCACGAAACAGAGUGUAUCCUUUUCUGCAUAACCUUUACCCCCACUCCCUAAAUAAAGGCAAAUGCUCGGUCUAGAUAUUCUAUGUCUAUGAUCAAAUUACUGCAAUAAGAUUUCUGUUUCGUGUUUCGUCUUUCCUUCUUCAUUAAUGACAAGUUUGUAUUACGAGUGUUAAUCGCAUGAUAUUAAAUCGAUGCUUUCAAUGUGUGUCAUAUAUAUUAAACAACUAUCUUUUUAAGAAAUUAUUACUGACGUUCUGGAAAAGUAACAGAAAUAUAUGAUCUUUAAAAUAUGGAUUUUGAAGGUGAAGCACAUGGUGGAAACUUUGAGGUAAAUUUUUCUGACAUGGAUGACUCUGAGAGUGAUAAAUCUAGAAAAACACAAUCAAGUUCUUUAGAAGUCGUAAGCAUCUCAACAGAUAUAAAUAGUUCUAUUGAUACAUUUGAAAGCAAUGUCAUAAAAGAUGCUAAUCAUGUAAUAAAACUUGAUAACAACUUUGUUUGCAAAAAUAUGCAAAAUGAACAUGUACACGAAUCUGUGAAACUUUCUAUAGGAGGUGAUGUUAAAACAACAACUGAUAAAUGUGACAAAACUAAUGACACGUUAAAUAUUUUUUGUAAAACUAUUAAUUCGGUUGAUGCAUCAGAAGCAACUACUUCACAAAAAAAUAGUUCAUCUUCUUUUUAUGCUGAUGUAUCAAAUGUAUUACAUAUAGAUCAGACUAAAGCCAAACGAAGUAUUUUGAAAGGUCAAGUACAUGUCAAUAGUAAUGCAUCAAUAGAAAAAUCAGAAGAUAGUUCAGACGAAGAUUCGAGUAAACGUCAGAAGUUAAAUAAAAGUAUAGACAAUAUCGAUCCUGAAAAUGUAAGCAAUGACAUAGCAACAUUUCAAAAAACCAAAUCAAAAAUAAAACAACGAAAUUAUCGGAAAAGACGAAAUAUAACAAGUGAUAAUGAAAACAGUUCUGGGAAUACUUCAUCAAGUGAGGCAACAAGGGAAAACUCUGGGUUUUAUACAGAUGAAGAAGAAGAAUAUGAGGAAGAGCUACCUCGUUGCCAAGAAAACGAGAUACCAUCAAUUGGCAUUCAACCCAAUUGGCACAUAGUACCAGAAGUUAUGAAUCGUCAAAUAGGUAGCAAUCUGUUGUUCCAAAGAAGGUUUUACGGUUCUUUACAUGCAGUAGAACGACUCGAACUUAUGUAUAAUCUUAAUGAACAUCAGGGUUGUGUAAAUGCUUUAAACUUCAAUGAAAAGGGAAAUUUACUAGCAAGUGCUUCUGACGAUUUAACAGUUGUUAUCUGGAAUUGGGCUGUAGGAAAAAAGCGUCAUUCGUUUAUGAGUGGACACACGAGAAAUAUAUUUCAAGCCAAGUGGUUACCAUUCGACAUGGAGUAUCUUAUGGUCACUUGUGCUGAAGAUGGUCAAAUACGUUUAUUGGAUCUUGAACAUAAUACAUCAAAGAGAUUAGCGGCGCAUCGUGCCGCAUCACAUAAAUUAGCUGUGCAUCCUGAUACACCUCAUAUAAUCUUUUCUGCUGGGGAAGAUGCAAGAAUAUUCUCCAUAGAUAUCCGAGAAAGGAAACCAAAUAGAUUACUAUAUGUAAAAGAGGAUUCAUCUAGAAUAGUGCAACUAUAUAGUAUACACUGUAAUCCUUUUAAUAGCAAUGAAUUUUGCAUCGGCGGCCGUUCUCAAUAUGUAAGAGUAUAUGAUCGACGAAAAGUUUCGACGCCACUCUAUAAAUUAUGUCCUAAUCAUCUGACAGAGAAUAAACAAAACGCACAUGUAACAUGCGCUGUAUAUAAUCACGAUGGAACUGAAAUUCUCGCAUCAUAUAAUGAUGAAGUCAUAUAUCUAUUUAAUAGAUUUUUAUCAUUUGAAGAUUACACUAAUACAUAUGUAGGCCAUAGGAAUAGGGCAACUGUAAAAGGUGUCAAUUUCUUUGGACCCAAAAGUGAAUAUGUUAUAUCCGGAUCUGAUUGUGGUAAUAUAUUUAUUUGGGAGAAAACUACAUCAGCAGUUGUACAAUGGAUGGCAGGAGAUAAACAAGGAGUUGUAAAUUGUUUAGAAGGACAUCCGCAUAUUCCUGUUCUUGCAACAAGUGGAUUAGAUUAUGAUGUCAAAAUAUGGAUGCCUUCAAGCAGAGAACCUCCAAAGAUGGAAUCAUUAGUGAAUUGUGCCAAAUCUAAUGCGAGAAAUAGAAAGCAAGAAAACACGCCUGAUGGACCGGAUGGGCAAUGGCAUUGGGUUUUGGGUGUAUUAAGAUAUGCCCGUAUUAGAGAAAGAAUGCGUCAACUUUAUCCACAUCAAUAUGAAUUUGAUGAUCCAAUUGGAGAUGACGAUGAUGAUGAUGAUGAUGACGACGAUUACCAUUUUGAUGAUUCUUCUAAUGAUAACUCAUCUGACAAUACUGAUAGUCAAUCAGAAAAUGGAAAUGUUGGAAGAACACAAUGUCCUCAAUCUUAGAAAUAUUGCUUAAUUAAUACAAUUAAUACAAUGGAAAUUA
Cataglyphis hispanica is the source of this 2586-nucleotide messenger RNA. Its product is annotated as DDB1- and CUL4-associated factor 8-like. The transcript has 11 exons. Lineage: Eukaryota; Metazoa; Arthropoda; Insecta; Hymenoptera; Formicidae. Gene Ontology annotation, molecular function: protein binding. Gene Ontology annotation, cellular component: Cul4-RING E3 ubiquitin ligase complex; cytoplasm. The record is from RefSeq and is a predicted model, not a curated record. The coding region runs from base 375 to 2546 and encodes 723 amino acids.